Molecule: messenger RNA, 839 nt
Organism: Amphimedon queenslandica
Lineage: Eukaryota; Metazoa; Porifera; Demospongiae; Haplosclerida; Niphatidae
Product: scavenger receptor cysteine-rich type 1 protein M130-like
Exons: 6
Coding region: 254-829 (191 amino acids)
Cellular component (GO): membrane
Source: RefSeq, a predicted model, not a curated record
CUCUGGUAACUUUACUGGAAAGAUUUGGUUAUCUAAUGUUCAGUGUAAUGGAUCUGAGUCUAGCAUAUUCGAUUGUCCUCAUCAAUUUUCAGGAGACACUUGUACUUCAGCUAAUGAUGCCAGUGUCAUUUGUACCAAUAUUCCUAUUAACCCGUAUCCUGUUAGAUUAUCUGAUGGUAUUAAUGAUCACUCCGGUCGUGUUGAGAUAUUUUAUAACAACGAGUGGGGGACCGUCUGUGAUAAUCAUUGGACUAUGAACGAAGCUAACGUCGUAUGUAGAGAACUAGGAUUCUCUGGUGCUCAAGAUGGCGGUGCUCUUGGUGGCUCAGCUAGUACUGCAGGUAACGGUCAUAUUUGGUUAAGCAACAUAAACUGUCAAGGAAAUGAGUACUUCUUACAUCAGUGCAGCCAUGAUCCUUAUGGCAGUAACAGCUGCCAGCAUGUGAAUGAUGCUAGAGUGAUAUGUAAAGCUAAUUUUCUCAAUGUCACACUUCACGGUUCAACCCCAUCAGCCGGUCGUGUCUCUAUUAAUUACAAUGGGCAGGGUUGGGGUACCAUUUGUGAUACCUUUUGGAGCAUAAAAGAUGCUGAUGUGGUCUGUCGUAUGAUUGGAUAUAAAUCAGCUACUAAUAACUACACCCACGCAAUCCCUUAUGGACAAGGUGCUGGUACUGUUUGGUUGGAUGAUGUCAUUUGUACUGGGACUGAGAAUACAUUGUUUGAGUGUUCUUAUUCAGGAUUUGGCAUUCAUAAUUGUCAUCACAAUCAUGAUGUUGGAGUUGCCUGCUCUAGUAUGUUAAUGACACAUAAUUUAGUCAAUAGACUAUAAUACACUAGCA